This is a messenger RNA of Podospora pseudocomata, 397 nucleotides long. RefSeq lists its product as uncharacterized. The coding region runs from base 1 to 318 and encodes 105 amino acids. The transcript is spliced from 2 exons. The record is from RefSeq and is a predicted model, not a curated record. Lineage: Eukaryota; Fungi; Ascomycota; Sordariomycetes; Sordariales; Podosporaceae.
AUGCCCCUCCUCCAGGCCGAAGUCCCUGCGGCCUUAGCCUUCUUCCACUGCCAACGAUAUCUGACCCGAAUGAUGGAAGAGCAGGAUAGACUCGAGCGUGAGGAGCAAGAGCUUGAAGACCAGCUCGCGCAACUGACUGCCAAGCUUAUCCGGGUGAAACGAACACGUCGCUCCCUCCGUGCUCGCGAGGAGCGUCUUUUCGCGCGGGGUAUCCAGGAGGAGGAUGCCCAGGUGGCACAGUCCGUAGCUGCGGCGCCACCUGAUUCUUCGCCGGGUGCUCCUGCGCGGCCAGACGCCGCCCAGGAGACCGUUCCGUAGUCUCCUCACGUCCCGGACCCUUCCUUAGGCCUUGACUGGCCUUCCGAUCUUUCCUUCGAUCCUGGUGUGGCCGGUCCUU